AUGGCGUCGCAGCAGGUCCUUUUUGCCGAGACAAUAGCCGGCAUGAAGAAAGCUUUCAAGCGGAAAACUUACGAGUCCGACUCAGAUUCCGAAAUCGAAAGCUAUAGUAAUCGCGGAUACAAGCUCAAAAAGAAGGCACGCUUUGCCCGUCAAGGACAAUUGGUUCCUAAUAAUGGUCCCAGUUCGUACAGAGAGUAUGUUGACUACGCCGGUGUUCGACGACCAAUCCUUUAUCGCAAUCCUCCACUAGUCGACGAAGAAGGAUACGAAAUAGACAGCGACGACGACGAUGAGGAGCGCGUGCAGGAGGCUGAGGCCUCGGCAGCUGAGAUGAAUCCGUAUGCCAACAUCCAAAUAGAGAAUAUCCUCGCGCCACUUACUGCAUCGACAUCUUUGCCGAUACAUCCGACCCUCUCGAAACCUUUCCUAUCGAAGACCCUAACUCAGCUUGUUGACCAAAGCUGCGACAUCGUGCGCAAAGAAAACCACUCCCUGUGGAAAGUUAGACACCUCCUGACAGCGCUGUGUGGCGACUACACCUGGGCCCCCUGCGAGAUGAUGGUCCGACCGGCAGAUGUCCAACUUUACACAGACAAUCACACUGCGCGCCAUCUGUUAGCGCUUUCCCAGGCGGUAUCGGCGCUUCCUACAAUCACCAAUGGCGAAAUGAAGCAACAAGAAAACGGUGUUGAUUUGAGAAAUUCUGCUCCAGACACAACUUUGAAUGGAGAACCAGCCGACAAGGAUGCAGCAGACGACGCGGAUAUAACCAUGACGGAUGCGGGGACCGCUGACCCAGACGAUUCCCACUUGGAAGAUGCCAACGAGGAUGUGAAAGGCAAUGCUGAGAAGGAUGGUGCGGAUAAUACUCCCAAUUUGCCGUUGCCGAACGGCAAGCAGACAUUGGCUGCUCAGAUCGACUUGGCAAAAGAAUCCAAGGAUGAACUGACAAACGGGGUCAACGAACAUUCAAUUGAACAAGCCAGGGACGAGAGUCAAGCGGGCAGAGCUGAGGUCUCUGUAAAACCUGUAGUUGGCCAUACACAUGAACACAACGAGCUGGCUGAGACAAUAGCCACAGAUGUGUCCAUGCUCUCUGAUGCGGAUGAUGAUUUCAUUCAUCCCAUGUUCAUUGCGCCUUCAGGAGCAAGACCAGAUCGAGAUAUCGGUUUGCCAGAUCAGGAAGCAGAAGAUAUUCGACGACUGCUUGCUCUUUAUGUGCAGAAGCAGGAAGAGGUAUGCAGAGGAGCACAGAGGUUAUUUCUGGGCCUCCUCAAAGCCGAGCAUCUACGCAAGAAUGUGCUCCACUGGUCCAAGGCAGAAGCUCACUCAGGGCCUAACCGAGACAUGUCGGACGGUGAGGAUUGGUACGACAAGGAGGAAUGGGGCCUGGCAGAAGACCUCAAGAAGGGGCAGGACGAAGAGGAAGAGGAUGUCCAAACAACGGGGAAGAAGACAAGGAACCGGCGACAAUAA
This is a messenger RNA of Fusarium sp. VM40, 1476 nucleotides long. The record is from the annotation of a GenBank genome assembly. Lineage: Eukaryota; Fungi; Ascomycota; Sordariomycetes; Hypocreales; Nectriaceae.